Penicillium antarcticum is the source of this 1434-nucleotide messenger RNA. RefSeq names its product protein serine/threonine phosphatase PPT1 (gene ppt1). NCBI's taxonomy places the organism in Eukaryota, Fungi, Ascomycota, Eurotiomycetes, Eurotiales, Aspergillaceae. The transcript is spliced from 5 exons. Gene Ontology annotation, cellular component: cytosol; nucleus. The coding region runs from base 1 to 1434 and encodes 477 amino acids. Gene Ontology annotation, molecular function: protein serine/threonine phosphatase activity; protein binding. The record is from RefSeq and is a predicted model, not a curated record.
AUGGCUACCGAUCAAGCAGCCGGUACGGCUCUCAAGGUGCAGGGCAACAAGGCCUUUGCUGCGCAUGACUGGCCUACAGCUAUCGACUUUUAUAACCAGGCUAUCGAUAAAUAUGACCAGGAUCCGUCCUUCUUUUGCAACCGGGCCCAGGCCCAAUUUAAACUCGAGGCAUUCGGUUUUGCCAUCGCCGACGCUACAAAGGCAUUGGAACUCGAUUCCAACUAUGUGAAGGCCUACUGGCGCCGUGGCUUGGGCUACGCUGCCAUUCUCAACUACCAGGAUGCUUUGAAGGACUUCAAGGCUGUUGUCAAGCGGGAGCCUGCCAACCAGAGCGCGAAGCUCAAGACUGCCGAGUGUGAGAAGCUCGUUCGCCGCAUAAACUUUGAGAAAGCCAUUGAGGUUUCGGACCCACCCUCCGCUUUUGAGGAUCUGGAUAUUGGUGCUAUCAAGGUCGAGGAUGGGUACGAUGGUGUGCGUCUCGGCGAGGAGAUGACACAGGAGUUCAUUGACGACAUGAUUGAGCGAUUUAAGGACGGAAAGAAGAUCCACCGCAAGUAUGUCUUCCAGAUUAUCAAGGCUGUCAAGGAUCUUGUCUACGCUGAGCCCACGAUGGUGGAGGUUGGCGUUGAGUCUGGCAAGAAGUUGACGGUUUGCGGUGACACACACGGUCAAUACUUCGAUUUGCUUGAGAUCUUCAGACGAAACGGCGCUCCCUCUGAUACCCACGCUUAUCUCUUCAACGGUGACUUCGUAGACCGUGGCUCUUGGUCUUGCGAAAUUGCCCUCCUCCUAUAUGCAUACAAGUGGCUGCGGCCCAACGGUCUCUUCCUCAAUCGUGGAAACCACGAAACGGACGAUAUGAAUAAGGUUUACGGAUUCGAAGGCGAAUGCAAGGCCAAGUAUAACGAGCGUGUGUUCAAGGUGUUCUCCGAGUCCUUCUCGGCCCUGCCUUUGGCCACCCUGAUCGGCGAUAAGUACCUCGUCCUGCACGGCGGUCUCUUCUCCGACGACAAGAUUACCCUGAACGACAUCCGCAAGCUCAACCGCCACAACCAAAGGCAACCAGGCCAAGCCGGUCUCAUGAUGGAGAUGCUCUGGACCGACCCGCAGACAAUGCCCGGCCGUGGUCCCAGCAAGCGUGGAGUCGGCCUCCAAUUUGGACCAGAUGUCACCAAGCGCUUCUGCGAGAACAACGGUCUGGAAGCUAUUAUUCGCUCUCACGAGGUGCGCAUGGAUGGUUACGAAGUCGAGCACGAUGGCCGCUGUAUCACCGUCUUCUCCGCCCCCAAGUACUGCGACUCGACUGAAAACAAGGGUGCCUACAUUAACAUUGGCCCUGAGCUCAAGCUCGACUAUGAAGUGUUUGAGGCCGUGCCCCACCCCGAUAUCAAGCCGAUGGCAUACGCACAAAACUCGCCCCUUAUGGGAAUGUGA